Moneuplotes crassus is the source of this 1836-nucleotide messenger RNA. Lineage: Eukaryota; Ciliophora; Spirotrichea; Euplotida; Euplotidae. The record is from the annotation of a GenBank genome assembly.
AAGGAGUUUUGGGUAAUGAUUUUGAUAGGCAAGCCAAGCUGGAGCAACUGUUAGAGAAAGAAAUGACGGAAAAUAAAGAAAGGAGAAGAAAUAUUAGUGUUUGGAGCAAAGGAGAAGGUUUAGAUAGCGAAAUUGGACCAGAGGUGGUGGUAAAAACAAGUGGAAUUCCAUCAAUUCAUAGCAAAUCAAGGACUCUGAUGAGCAACAGAAGUAAUUUCAAUCGAUCAAAGCUCAGUCCAAUCAAGCCAAAAGCUCCAAGCACAACACCUAAAAUAAACAGAAGUUAUGAAGAUCUCGAAGAAAUGAUUGAGAUCGCAAUGAGAGGAGAUUACGAGCCCUCUAAAUUAUCUACUAAGAAGAAGUCUCAGUUCUCUAGAAGGACUCAAUCCCAUGCUGUGAUAGAUCGGAAAGUUUCUGUAGUCUCAAAUUCCAGCCACGAUUCCAGAUUCAUCCCCACAAUGAGAGAGAUAAAAUACCUCUUCGAAAAGCUAGUCCGUACCAAAUAUGAGAACGAAAUGAAGCCUGACCACGAGAAGAUGAUGGAGCAAGACUUCUCAGUCAAUGACGAGUCCCAGAAGAAUUUGUCUAGCGUAAAAGAUGACCAGUCCUCCUCGAGGCCCCAAACCGGAGAAACAGCUGCUGAGAAGCAUCAGAAUUAUAAAGAAGUUUCUAAAUAAAAAACUUCUCGAAUUUGGCAAAUCCAUUGCUGAGAAGAAGCCUAAGGACUUCAGAAAUAAAGAUUUUACGUUAAACUUCAAAUUUGGAGUUAGUGUUUUGAAGGAAGAGUUAGAUUUUGAGCCCCAAGGGACACUUAAUUUCUCAGACGGAAUCUUGCCGCCUCCUCAUCAUACUAAUCUAAGCAAGAUCGCUGACCCCAAGAAUAUGGAAAAGCGACUUUCUCAGUGUAGUAAAAUGAAACAAGAAAAUUUAGGCAAGAAAGAUCUCUCUUCGACAGGAGAAAUCAAAGAUUACUACAACGGUAAUGAUAAUUACCAGGAUGAUAUCCCAUUCGAUUUGUAUAAUGUAGUUGAGCUUGCUAGGAGGAUGGCAAAGCCAUACACAAUUCCUCAAGUAUCUGACAUCAAAAAGAUAGAUCAAGAAGCUAUCAACCUUGAUAUUCAGAGAAAUCAUCAGCGUGACUUCAACAGCAACUUUAACCCAGAUUUUCAAAAUAACGAAUUGUCACAUGAAUUUAAUGUGAUUGAGAACCCAUUGAGAUACUUUAGCAAUAAGAAUUUCUCGGAGCCUAUAAAUGACAAUGGGGCUAGAUCUAGUCAACCAAAUAGUCCUAAUAAUCGCUCCAGAGCUCAAUUUAGAGUCUUGAGCGACCAAGGUAUUAAGCUAAAUAACUCAACUAAAAAGACAGCUCAAAAACAGAAAUCAGUCCUUGCCCAAUCAAGAAAACUAAAAGCACAUAAACUAAACCCAUUGACUAAAAUCGCAAGGCUGUCGGCCAAUGGGCUGGUCGCGAGCCGGAACUGAAAGCAGCAUUGAAAGGCUAUGAGCCAGCCUCGCUUGCAAAACUCUAAGGCUCUAAAUUCUCACAAAGUGCCUGCCAAUGAUGAUCCGACCAUUCCAUACUUUCUACUUCCAUCAGGAAAGAAGUGUCCCACUGCCUCAUACCCAGAUUUAACCGUCCCAAGCUCAUUAAAAACAGGUUGGACUCAAGAAGGAAAAUUGGGAAUUCCUAAUAGAAAAGAUAGGCAAUCUUAUGAGAAAAUAACUGAGAUCAGGACCCAGCCUGCCUUCAUUAAGUCAGCCAGGAUGUUCAAGAAGUUUGUAAUAUCUAACAACCAGAGAGUCCCAAUCUUUCUUAAAAAUACAGACCUUCAAUAA